GGGGCGUCCCUCUUCUUCUGAGAAGCAGGCGUGCCGUGGCUUCUCCCUCUUUCUCUUCCUCUUCCUCUGAGGAAGAAGAUGCUGCUUCGAAGCUCUUCGAGUCCGAUUCUCCACUCGUGGGUGGUGGCGCUCUCCAGGGAUCCUCUUCCUUCCGACGCCGCCACCGACGCCGUCCGCCCGCUCCGCCAAUCCAGGUCCGUGACGCAGCUCUCCUCCUUGCUCCACCUGUCCACCUCCUCGUCCCCCUCCCCUUCCGACGCCGCCACCGACGCCGUCCGCCCGCUCCGCCAAUCCAGGUCCGUGACGCAGCUCUCCUCCUUGCUCCACCUGUCCACCUCCUCGUCCCCCUCCCCUUCCUCCGCCGCUCCGUCCGCGACCCACCACCAUUCCAGCUCCGACACCGUCUUUCUCCAGCGCGACGGUUUCCGCCCAAGAAUCCCCAGAAAAGUGUCGAACAUCUCUUUGAGCAAUGACGAGGAGGCAGGGGAGGACGAUGGGCACGGUACAGCGUCGCAUUCCGUGAACCGGUUCUUCACGUGCUCCGGCCUGGACGAGACCCAAGAACCGGAGGCUGUCCUUUCGCAGGGAAAGCUCGACGAGCCCUGGAACGGUUACUGCUCGUUGGAAGCGGACGGAAUAGAGGGCAGAGAAGACUGUAGAGAGGAUCAACUUAAGAAGCGUGGUGACGACGGUGGUGCCAUCGACUUGAAUUGUUCAGGUGGAGGACUCGGAAAGAAUGACGGCCCGAGGGGAUUCUGUGACGGAGGCAGCAGAGAACGCGAGGAGAGUUCCGAUUCGGAUUCGGGUGCUACGGACGCCAAGUAUAGGAAGAUGAUCGACGCCGAUCCCUCCAACUCUCUCCUGUUGAGAAACUACGCUAAGUUCCUCCACGAGGUUGAAGGUGACCUGGAUAGAGCGGAGGAGUACUAUGGACGCGCUAUGGUCGCUGAUCCCUUUGACGGCGACGUCUUAUCUCACUAUGCAACGCUGCUCUGGAAGGAGCGCCGGGACUAUGCACUCGCCGAUACUUACUUCUCUCGAGCUAUAGAAGCAUCGCCGGGUAAUUGCUACGUGGUUGGGUCUUAUGCGAGUUUCUUGUGGGAGCUUGGUGAUGCCGAAGAAGGAGGAAGAAUUCCGGAAAAAGAGAGAAGCAGCAGUUUGGCUCACAGUGAUUCAGCUCGUCUCGAGGGAGCGGCGUCCAUGCCUUUAGUUGCUUCCGGUUGAUUAGUUGUUUGGCUGUGCUUAUAUUUCUGGCCACUUUGCUUUGUGGAUAUCAAGAAUUUUUUCCAUAUUUCGUGGUUCUCUAUGGAAACUGCAGCCUGUUUUGGUCCUUGACCUGGUUUGUCUGGUGCGCCCUGUAGAUUACUUCUAAGUUUCCUUGUACAAGCAGUUUCUUCCUUAUUUUCUUCCAUGGUGGAAUUCGUUUCACAUGGAAAGUAUAAACUCUUAGCAACAAGGGCCGUCUCUCUUGAACCUUCUUUUGUUUCUUUUGGGGGUUGGAUUCUUCGCCUUGUGAAACCCAAUCUUCUAUUAGUUUAGAGCACUAAUAACAAGAUCCUUCGUUCAA
Messenger RNA from Nymphaea colorata (pocket water lily), 1567 nucleotides. RefSeq lists its product as uncharacterized. The transcript has 3 exons. The record is from RefSeq and is a predicted model, not a curated record. Gene Ontology annotation, molecular function: protein binding. Bases 79 to 1224 code for a protein of 381 amino acids. NCBI's taxonomy places the organism in Eukaryota, Viridiplantae, Streptophyta, Magnoliopsida, Nymphaeales, Nymphaeaceae.